Lymnaea stagnalis (great pond snail) is the source of this 841-nucleotide messenger RNA. Lineage: Eukaryota; Metazoa; Mollusca; Gastropoda; Lymnaeidae. The record is from the annotation of a GenBank genome assembly.
GUCUAGGGUGAACAUGAUGGAGCAGCAGAUUAUUGAUACUGAACACUUCAAGUCUAGGGUGAACAUGAUGGAGCAGCAGAUUAUUGAUACUGAACACUUCAAGUCUAGGGUGAGCAUGCUGGAGCGGUUGGUCCACAGAAUGAGUGAGGCGAAUUCUGAACUGAGAAUACAGGUAAUUAUUACUAUGAAUAGUGGACAUAGAAAUCUACGUACUCUAAAAAGAAAAAUAUACAAAUGUGUUUUGCUGUAUUGAGCGUAUUAGGCCGGAUGGCGCCCUUAAGCUUAGAAGGCUGAUUACUUCAAACAUGACUUUGUAAGCAACAAACAUGACUUAGGAAGCAACAAACAUGACUUUGGAACCAACCCAAAUUGGAAAAAAAAAAUGCAGGCGUUAACCACGGGCAAAAUACUUUUAAAAUUAUAAUUUUUCUAUUCAUUUAGUUUGUUACUUUGUUUCGUCUCCAAAAGUACUUUUUUCCAGCCUGACAUAUAAAAAGAUACAUGUUUUUUCCAGCCUGACAUAUAAAAAGAUACAUGUUUUUUCCAGCCUGACAUAUAAAAAGAUACAUGUUUUUUCCAGCCUGACAUAUAAAAAGAUAAAACAUGUUUUUCUGUCAUCUUAUGCAGAAUACGUUUAAAACGAAGACGGCUGCACCGAUGUCUACUAUGAAAUUUCCUAAAGAACUACACCGUUUCCCCGACUUCACUGGAACCACCAACCAGCCAGCAUCACGAGGAGGAGGCCUGUCCAGAGCCAAACGAGACGCUAGCGAACAGCGGAAUGGCCCCGUUAAAGGUGUAAUGAGGUCGAUCCUCAACUGCUACUGCAAAACGAAAUCAG